Messenger RNA from Rhagoletis zephyria (snowberry fruit fly), 692 nucleotides. RefSeq lists its product as uncharacterized. The record is from RefSeq and is a predicted model, not a curated record. Gene Ontology annotation, molecular function: zinc ion binding; nucleic acid binding. Lineage: Eukaryota; Metazoa; Arthropoda; Insecta; Diptera; Tephritidae.
CACAUGGUAUAAUAAAGUAAUGCACUACCGCGGUAUAUUAAAAGUCGAAGAUGCGAUGAUGUGUGUUGCCAUACACCUAAAGUUGAAAGGUGCAGUUCUUACAUGGUAUAAUGCUAAGCCAACGUUCGCCAACAAUGUAGACGAAUUAAUGAACGAAAUGAAGGCGGUGUUCACAUCCGGCGAAAGAAAGCUCGAACGCCGUCGUAGGUUUGAAAGCCGAGUGUGGGUGCCGGAAGAAAGUUUUGCAAACUACUACAAUGACAAGUUCGCCCUACGAGCAGAUUUAAAUCUUAGUGACGAAGAAUUCGCGGAUUACCUUGUUGAAGGAAUCCCUGGCAAGCAACUCCGCAACCAAGCAAGGUUGCACAAUGUUACGUCACCAAACGAUGUCGUGAGAGCAUUCCGUUCAAUUUCAUUGCCGGAACGACCAGCAGCAAAGCAACGCACCGAUGAACGUCUCAGGUGCUAUAACUGCAACUGUUCAGGCCACUACGCGAAAGACUGCAGGAAGGCGAAACGAGAAGCUGGGUCGUGCUAUGCCUGCGGACAGCAAGGACACUUCGCAACAAACUGUAACCAAUAUAAAAAAGAGAAAAAUUCAUUUAAUGCUUAGUUGACUCGGGCAGCCCGAUUAGCUUAAUGAAACAAAAUGUGGUGCCGUCAGGGGUGAAGCUAGAGGAAGUAAAAGAAAC